CCCCCGCGCUUCCGCCUUCGAAGGCAGCCCGAGCGGUCGGUCGUCGCUUAGUGGUUAACUCAUUCGUCGCUCAGAUGGCGCCAGCCAAUGGUUGUUGAGGAGCUGGGGGCGGGGCGGCGCUCCGCCACUCCCGGGGAGGAAGCGGCGGUUAUGAUGGCGGCGGCGGAGACCCCGCUCACCGGCGUGGCCUGGGCCGCUGCCCCCGAGGCGGCCCCCGCCGGCUGGACCGCGAUCACCGUUACCGUGGAGGGCGCGGCGGCCAACCUGGCCAAGGGCUUCGGGCACAAGGGCGGCGGGUACCUCUGCGUCUGCACCGGCGGAGCCCAGGCGGCUCCCGGGCCCGUAGUGACCGAUCUGCAGGUACUGAGCGACCGGAGCCCUCAGCCCCCCGGCUACACCCGGAUCCCCGAGUUCCCGGAGCCCCGGACCGGCAUCUCCCGCAAAAAGCGGGUCUACAUGAAGCUGCUGCCACUGGACACCGCUGAAACGGCCGUUUUCGACCUCAAGCUAAGCUCCAAGAGCAAAGCCCUCCCACACUACAUGAAAAUAGGGGAAAUAGGUAAUUUUGCCAUCUGGUGUAAAAAAGGGCCGGUUUUGAAAUCCAAGGCGCAGCCCCCCAUCAGCGAAGGUCUGAAGCAGCUCUCGCUCCAACCCCCUGACUCAGACCACAAGUCACCUGCGGCUCGAUGCAGCAUCAAACGCGCUUCUCAGCACGAAUCUCUGUACGACACCUCCAACAUCUACGGCCUCUCAGCUAUGGACGGAGUGCCUUUCACACUACACCCCAAAUUUGAAAGCAAGCUGAGUUCUGGCAGUAACGCUAUCCUUGCAGACCUGAAUGUUAAGUCACUUGCUGAUAUUGAGAAAGAGUACAAUUACGCUUUUGUAGUUGAAAGGACAGCUGCUGCUAGGCUCCCACCCAGCGUCUGUUAGCACCGGAGUCUACCUCAAGGAUGUAAACU
Messenger RNA from Haliaeetus leucocephalus (bald eagle), 962 nucleotides. RefSeq names its product multivesicular body subunit 12A (gene MVB12A). Gene Ontology annotation, biological process: receptor catabolic process; regulation of epidermal growth factor receptor signaling pathway; viral budding. The transcript is spliced from 10 exons. Gene Ontology annotation, cellular component: cytosol; ESCRT I complex. The coding region runs from base 88 to 933 and encodes 281 amino acids. The record is from RefSeq and is a predicted model, not a curated record. NCBI's taxonomy places the organism in Eukaryota, Metazoa, Chordata, Aves, Accipitriformes, Accipitridae.